Laetiporus sulphureus 93-53 is the source of this 780-nucleotide messenger RNA. RefSeq lists its product as uncharacterized. The record is from RefSeq and is a predicted model, not a curated record. Bases 1 to 780 code for a protein of 259 amino acids. Lineage: Eukaryota; Fungi; Basidiomycota; Agaricomycetes; Polyporales; Laetiporaceae. The transcript is spliced from 14 exons.
AUGAACCAAUACAUCGGCUGUCAGAUUGUUGGUGAAGACAGUCUAACAUACGAAUCUGCGCCUGUUGACAACAAUGAAGACACUGAUUCUGGCACCAAUAGGUCCUUAUCGCUUGUGGCUCUCUUCCACGCCUCGAGCUGUGAAGCACGAUAUACAGAGUACUUCACAUUCUUUACUUGCAUUGUUAGCAAUGCGGUAUCUGUCGGCUGUUGCAGUCACAUCACUAAUGUGGGAUCAUCUAUUGAAUGUCGACGAGAGGUUAGACUGGUAUGGGGACAGCAUUGGACAAGCAUGCAAGCACUCGUAACCAUCAAUUACUAUGGUGUGCAUGGGGCAAUGAUUUAUUUUGCCUAUGUGAUGAGUGGCUUUGGGCCUGAUUUGUCUCAUCCUAUGUGCGAGGGCUUUGUCAUUUUUGGCGGUGCAUAUGUGAUGAUUAGCAUUGGCUUAUCGCAAACCGCAGUCAUUUUACUAUUGCGCGUGAUGAAAGUUUGGGAUGACAGGCAGUUUAUAAAGGUAGCACUCAUCCUUGGCUUCGGAAUAUGCUAUGGUAUGAGUGUCGCUUUCAAUACUUUAAUGAUGCGGCAGCCUGCCAUGAAGAUACUUUAUUCAGACAAGCCCCGUACAUGCUACAUUCAAGACAAAGAUGUCUACAUAGCUGGCACAUGGGGAGCAAUGAUAUGCAUCGUGAUGGUGCUAUCAUAUUCGUUGUACUAUUUGCAUUAUCGGCGAUGCAGCGGAAACCUUCAUAACAAUACUGAAAUUGAGCUAGCUACUAUGUAA